GACACACAAAAGUUAAAGUUCCAGUCUUUGUAUUGGAGACUGGAAACAUAAUUAACUUGCUUAGGGUGUUUAUACCCCCACCCCCCACCUUCCCUCAUUCUCUUCCCUUCAUCACUUGUCAUUCUUCCCAAAGAAAAUUAAAAAAAAAAAAAAAGGAAAAAUUAACAUAUUCUUGCAUGUCUUGGUCACAUCCCCACCCCACAUGGACAAAACUCUAAAGAUUCACAAACAUAGUAAUUUCUAUGUUUUCUUUCUUUCUUUUUUUUUUGUCUAUUACUUAAUGCCUAGAAGUUAUACAUUUGUCAGAAUAUAAAACUAAGGGUAGAGCAUAGAACUUGAAGAGAGGCAAAAACCAAGAGAGGGUUUCAAUUCUUUGCAUUGGGAAUGGUGAGAGAGUGCAAUGAGCUUCCUUAGAGAGAGAGAGAGGUCACAGUGGCUUUGGUGCAUGGAUUUGAGGUUUGCAAAUUCUGAGAAGAUUAGGUGCUCUUUGGAUCACAGAAGAAGACAACGUCGAUGCACACAAAAACAAACAACUCAUGUGUUAGAAGAAACAAGACCCACAAAUUCCUCAGAGAUGGCUUCUAGUUGCUGCUGGAAGAUCUCCCCAAUCAUUUCAGCUUUUGUUUUCUUCCUGUUCUUUUUCUCCUCCGUUUGUCCAGUUCUAUCAGUCAAUUUUAAUGCCACCAAACAGAACUUCCGGCCCGGGGAUCAUAUGUCCAAGAAAUUGAAGUACAUCAGAGCCCAUCUCAUGAAAAUCAAUAAGCCUGCUGUCAAGACAAUCCAGAGCCCUGAUGGUGAUAUCAUAGAUUGUGUUUUAUCUCAUCAACAGCCAGCUUUUGAUCAUCCUGAAUUAAGAGGGCAAAAGCCAUUGGAUCCACCUGAAAAGCCAAAAGGGCACAUAUCAACGACAGGCAUGUUUGAAGAAAAUUUUCAGGCAUGGAGCAUGUCGGGAGAAUUCUGCCGGGAAGGCACGAUUCCCAUGAGAAGAACAAGUGAGGAAGACGUUCUGAGAGCAAGUUCUGUCCGAAGAUUUGGACGCAAGAUAAGAAGGCCUAUCAGAAGGGACUCUUCCAGCAAUGGCCAUGAGCAUGCGGUGGGGUAUGUGAGCGGAGAAGAGUAUUACGGAGCAAAAGCAAGCAUAAAUGUGUGGGCUCCUCGAGUUGCAAACCGCUAUGAAUUCAGCUUAUCACAAAUGUGGGUAAUAGCUGGUUCCUUUGGCGAUGAUCUCAACACCAUCGAAGCUGGUUGGCAGGUUAGCCCGGAGCUUUAUGGGGACAACUAUCCUAGGUUCUUCACGUACUGGACUAGUGAUGCGUACCAAGCGACAGGCUGUUACAAUUUGUUGUGCUCGGGCUUUGUUCAGACCAACAAUAGAAUAGCAAUUGGGGCUGCAAUUUCACCAACUUCAUCCUACAACGGUGGUCAGUUCGACAUCAGCUUAUUAGUGUGGAAGGAUCCAAAGCAUGGGAAUUGGUGGCUGGAGUUUGGAAAUGGGGUUUUAGUAGGUUACUGGCCAUCCUUUUUAUUUACACAUCUUAGAAAUCGUGCGAGUAUGGUACAAUUUGGGGGAGAAAUUGUUAAUAGUCGAGUAUCAGGAUCCCACACCUCCACCCAAAUGGGCAGUGGACAUUUUGCUGGAGAAGGGUUCGGAAAAGCGUCUUAUUUUCGGAACCUGCAAGUGGUUGAUUGGGAUAACAGCUUAAUCCCUUUAUCAAAUCUUCGAGUUUUGGCUGAUCAUCCAAAUUGCUAUGAUAUACAAGGCGGGAUUAAUAGAGUUUGGGGUAAUUAUUUUUACUACGGAGGACCUGGAAGAAAUUCCAGGUGUUCUUGAUUUUUCUUUCAAUUCUUUUGAUUUUUCUUUCCAUCUAACAACCCAUCCAUUCAUUAUACUACCUUUACCUUUACCUUUAGGGGCAUUGUAAAUUGGGAAUUGGAAAUAGUGAAUAUAC
Molecule: messenger RNA, 1949 nt
Organism: Sesamum indicum (sesame)
Lineage: Eukaryota; Viridiplantae; Streptophyta; Magnoliopsida; Lamiales; Pedaliaceae
Product: protein neprosin
Source: RefSeq, a predicted model, not a curated record